This is a messenger RNA of Sus scrofa (pig), 3077 nucleotides long. The record is from RefSeq and is a predicted model, not a curated record. NCBI's taxonomy places the organism in Eukaryota, Metazoa, Chordata, Mammalia, Artiodactyla, Suidae.
AUAGCCCUGCUGCUGUGGUGCCCUCUUGUGACUGCAGACACCAAUUCUGCUGAUUAGUGUUCCCUCUGCCUACACAUUAUAGGAAGUUUGUGGAUUUUAAGAAAUGUCUUCUAGUUUCCUGGAGAAGUUCAGGCUGUAGGGAAGGUACUCUGUUUUUUGGUUGUAUUUUGGUUUUUGGUUUUUGGUUUUUUUUUUUUUUAGAGGCGAUUUAGGACUAUUGUUGAGCUUCUACCUGUACCCAGAAAGGAGAACAUUGCCUAUCACAUCCAUUUAUAAAUGUUUAAAUGUUUACAAAUACAUCUGACACGACUCUUACUAGCUACAUUAGUUUUAGUGCUACGAUGGGGCUAAAAUGGAGUCCUGUUCUCUUACUGUAUUUACUGCCUAUCUGCUUUCUUCUAUGUGAUCUACUUUAUAUGUUUAACUCAGCAUUCUAUAUAUGCUUCUUAGUUCUAUGCAGCGUAUAGAUCACAGGGUCUCUGAACUGAUCCCAUAUUCUGGUUCCUAAAUGACGUUGCAAGUGAAUUUAACUCGAGCAUCUCCAAUCCCUUUGCUCACCAUGGAUCACCCUCCUGUAUUUCCCGGUGAGGAACUUGCUGCAUUUAGCCUGUACAGUCUACUGGAACAGGUUUACUAAUUGUCACCGUUGUUAGCCUUCUCAAAGCAAUGGAGAACGUCACCACAGUGGAUGAGUUUCUUCUGCUGGAACUGACUUCCAAUCAGGAGCUGCAACCGAUCAUCUUCAUGACCCUCUUGGUUGUGUACAUUAUAGAUCUGUUUGGAAAUGGGUCCAUAUUAGUGGUCGUCACCUCAGAGCCAAGACUCUACUCUCCCAUGUAUUUUUUCCUGGGAAAUCUUUCUUGUCUGGAUAUCUGCUAUUCUUCAGUGACACUGCCCAUGCUAAUGGCAAACCUCUUCUCCACUCACAAGGCCAUAUCCUUCCUAGGCUGCAUCAGUCAGCUCCACUUCUUCCACUUUCUGGGCGGCACCGAGGCCCUUUUGCUGGCCGUGAUGGGCUUUGACCGAUUCGUGGCCAUCUGCUACCCGCUUCGCUACACUGUCAUCAUGAACCUCCGGGUGUGUAUUCUCUUGGCAGCUGUGGCCUGGAUCACCAGCUUCUUUUAUGCUCUGAUGCAUUCCGUCAUGACCGCACGCCUGAACUUUUGCCACUCUCUGAAACUCAGCUACUUCUUCUGUGAUGUGAAGCCCCUCUUAGAGUUGGCUUGUGGUGACAUUUGGCUCAAUCGAUGGCUCAUUUUUAUUGUCACGGGCAGCUUAUCUAUGGCAGCGUGUUUUCUCACUCUCCUCUCCUACUUCUACAUCAUCACCUUUCUUCUCCUCAAGCACCGGUCCUGCCACAUGCUCCACAAGGCUCUGUCCACUUGUGCCUCCCAUUUCAUGGUGGUGUCUCUCUUCUAUGGAACUGUGGGGCUCACAUACAUCCCCCCUGCCUCUGCCACAUCUGUAUCACAGGCACGGUACGUGGCUGUCAUACACACCACUGUGACUUCGGUGCUGAAUCCACUGAUAUACACCCUUAGGAAUAAGGAAGUGAAGUUGGCUCUGAGGAGAGUCUUUGGGAGGAAAUGGAAGCUGUCUGUCUAAAGAAAAUCACUGGCAACACCAGAGGAAAUGAGAACUGUGUGUUCUCUUGAUGACAUUUAUUUUCUCAUCUAGACUAACUUGGAUCCAUUUCUUGAAUUCUGUUUUCAUUUCAGAAAUUUGUGCCACGUGUAGGUGUGGUCUUCACACAUAUGAUUCCAAUUAUCCUUUAGUUGCUCACACAAAGUAUUUUUUCAACAGGGAAUGUUCACUUUGCAGUGGAAACGAUCCCUACGUUUAUGACAUGAGGACAUGGAUCUUUUUUCAGCUGAGAAGCUGGGCAAAGAAAAGCUGAAGAAGUAACUGCGUGUCUCUUUCCGAAAGUAAAAUGCGUGGAGUAAAAGGCAGAAUCAGCAUGCCCUGGUGGGCACUCUUUUGCAGGGUUGGGUCAAUGAAAGCCUGUUUCAUAAACACCACUUGACAGAACGUGGAAGGAAAUAGUGGAGUGAGUCAUGCGGGUAUGUGAUAGUUUAUCUUGAUGCAGAAAUGACAGUGAAUGGAGCAACAAUGGUGUAGAGUGUUGGUCUUUUAUGGGAGGAAUACAGCGUGUCCCACGUGCCUGGAACUCAGUGGGUAGUGAAGAGAGGGGCAGGAGAUGAGGGCAGAAAAGUGAUGGUAGUCAGGUCUUGGCAUCCAGUUGGUCAGCUGAAGGUUCUCUGCACUUACUCUGGGUAAUGAGCCUGAUAAUGGGGCCCUUGAGCAAGGAAGUGACUUCCUACAACUUCUGUGGUGAAAGAAUCACAGUGUUACUCUCUUGAGAACAGAGAGUAGAGGAACCCAGAUGGAAUUAGCUAGGAUCCCUUAUCAUCCUUUGGAUGAGAAUCGAGGGCAGCCUAGGCCAGGGUAAUGGUGGUGGCGACUGGAGGAGCAUCGAGAUUCUGGAUGUAUUUCGAACACUCAACUUUCAGUAUUUGCCGAUAGCUUCGAUGCGCAGUAGGAAGAUGAGAGGUAUCCCAGAUGAUGAUUAAUUUUCAAUGUCUAUGUUAGUGCCCAGAAAUGCCUGAAGUACAGUGAGAUUAGGCGAUGAACAGAGCAAGGUGUGAAGUAGGUUUUGUUUUGACUUGAGUUCUCCUUCCUACUAAUUAAUCCUCUUUAUGCAAAGUACAGUGUAUUUUGAAAACCUAAUCUUACAUACAAAGGCAGAUGCCAUUACUUUUGUGUGGAACCUGAAAUAUGACAUAAAUGAACUUAUCUGUGAAAUAGCAACUGACUAACAGACAUAGAGAAUAGAGUUGUGGUUGCCAAGGCAGACAGGAGAUUGGGGUGAUGGAUUGGGAGUUUGGGAUUAGCAGAUACAAACUAUUAUACACAGAAUGAAUGAACAAGUCCUGCUGUAUAGCGCUGGGAACUAUAUACAGUAUCCUGUGAUAAACUACGAAGGAAACAGAACAUAUAUGUAUAUAUGUAUAACUGAAUCACUUUGUUGUAGAGCAGAAAUUAACACAACUUUGUAAAUCAACUGUACGUCAAUAAAG